AUCCAUCAAAAGUUGGCCCAUGGUAUAUGCAGAGAACAAGUGACGAUUUCAUAUGACAAGCCGUGUGUAUUUCUAGAAGGUGAAGGACAAAAGGAGACGAACAUUAUCUACAAUGGUCACAACCAGAUGGACCAAAGUGCUACUUUCUCUUCUUACCCUCCAAAUGUUGUAGCCAAGGGUAUCACCUUCCAGAAUUCGUAUAACCUCAGAACGAGCAUACCCAAAAUCUACAGCCCAAACCCAGGCACCGGCCCAGGCCCAACGCUAGCUGCUAGAGUGUACGGCGACAAGACGGCUUUCUACGACUGUUCGUUCGUCGGCGUCCAAGACACGUUAUGGGACGCCACCGGCCGCCAUUACUUCUCCAAUUGCUACAUCCAAGGAGCCGUCGAUUUCAUUUUCGGUCGAGGCCAAUCUUUCUAUGAGAACGCAGAGAUAUACGCGACGGGAGGAGGCUACAUAACGGCGCAAGGCAGGGCAACAGCGAACGAUCCAAGUGGGUUUGUGUUCUUCGGCGGCUCGGUAGGAGCCUCCCCCGGCGUCUCGAUUUUCCUUGGCCGAGCUUACGGGCCAUACUCGAGAGUCAUCUUUCAGUCGACUUAUAUGACCGCCGCCGUCGACCCUCGCGGCUGGGAUGCUUGGCGUUACGCCGGCCAAGAGAAAAAUAUCUUCUACGUCGAGGCUAAUUGUAAAGGACCAGGUUCGGACAGAUCGAAGCGAGUUCCAUGGGAGAAGAACUUGGACCGUUACCCUUCUCUCCUCAGGCAGUAUUCGAGGGAUGCGUUUGUUAAUCGUGAUGGUUGGAUUGGCAACCAACCCACCUCCUAA
Messenger RNA from Linum tenue, 828 nucleotides. NCBI's taxonomy places the organism in Eukaryota, Viridiplantae, Streptophyta, Magnoliopsida, Malpighiales, Linaceae. The record is from the annotation of a GenBank genome assembly.